Molecule: messenger RNA, 1365 nt
Organism: Microsporum canis CBS 113480
Lineage: Eukaryota; Fungi; Ascomycota; Eurotiomycetes; Onygenales; Arthrodermataceae
Product: monocarboxylate permease-like protein
Exons: 4
Coding region: 1-1365 (454 amino acids)
Biological process (GO): transmembrane transport
Cellular component (GO): fungal-type vacuole membrane
Molecular function (GO): transmembrane transporter activity
Source: RefSeq, a predicted model, not a curated record
AUGAAGGCGGAAGAUACCCCCAUCAACAGGUCGACAGGGUCCGAUCUAGAGAAUGGAGCGGGUGGACAGGUUGAAAAGGUGGUGGAAGCUAAGCCAGCGGACGGCGGUCGGAAUGAUGCCCCAGAUGGUGGCCUUGAAGCCUGGCUAGUCGUCUUUGGAGGCUGGUGCGCGCUCUUCUGCACCUUCGGCUUAAUCAAUUGCGUUGGUGUGUUCCAGGAAUAUUAUCUAUCCCAUCAACUAAAGACAUACGACGCAUCAGCAGUGAGCUGGAUUACAUCCGCCCAGGUCUUUUUCAUGGUAUUCUGUGGUGUUGUGUGGGGACGUGUAUUUGAUAAUUAUGGUUCAAAAUGGCUUCUUUGGGGAGGUACCAUCACCUAUAUCUUCGGGCUGAUGAUGACCUCUCUGUCCACAAAGUACUACCAGUUCUUCCUGGCACAGUCUGUCGUCUCUUCCAUUGGCUCCAGCGCUGUCUUUAACUGUUCUAUGUCAUGCAUAGCGUCCUGGUUCUCCCGCCGCCAGGCCGCCGCCUUUGGUAUUAUAGCCUCAGGCUCCUCCGUGGCCGGUGUUGUGCUGCCAAUCAUGAUGGACAAGCUGAACGAUCGCAUCGGAUUUCCUUGGAUGAUACGCUCUAUCAGCUUCAUGUUUCUUGGUUUGCUUGUCACUGCCUGCUUGACUGUCAAACCUAGACUGCCGCCACGACCAAGACCAGUCGUCCUCAGUGAAUACGUGGAUAGCUUGAAGGAGAUUCCUAUGGUCCUCACAGUGCUAGCUUUCUUCCUAUUCAUGUGGGGGAUGUUUUUGCCUUUCAACUAUAUCAUCCUCCAGGCCAUCGCUGCAGGAACAUCGCCUACUCUUAUUCCCUAUUUGCUUCCAAUUCUCAAUGCCGUGAGUAUCUUUGGUCGAGUUCUGCCAGGAAUUGUCGCCGAUAAGAUUGGUCGCUAUAACGUGAUGAUAGUUACCAUUUUCUUGUCUGCAUUAUUCUGCCUUGCUGUAUGGAUUCCAGUCAAGAACACUGCCGGAAUAAUCGUCUUUGCUGUCAUGUUUGGCUUUUCUUCUGGCGGCUACUUUACUCUGGCGCCCGCCAUCAUUGCACAGAUUUCCGACGUUCGCCAGAUCGGCAUGCGUGUUGGAACAGCCUUUGCAAUUCAAUCUCUUGGGGCCCUUACCGGUAGCCCAAUCGGUGGCGCGAUUGUCAAGUCACAGAAUGGCGAUUACCUGGGUCUGCAGUUGUUCUGUGGUUGCACUUGCGAAGAGCCGCGACGAGUGUUCCAAAAAGAUGUCAUGCUGUGGAUCUAUGUCAAGCUCCUCUCGAACUCUGCCUACAAAGGCCAGAGCCACAAGAGGAUGGACGCCGAUUUCAGUUAA